Messenger RNA from Rhizophagus irregularis DAOM 181602=DAOM 197198, 207 nucleotides. NCBI's taxonomy places the organism in Eukaryota, Fungi, Glomeromycota, Glomeromycetes, Glomerales, Glomeraceae. The record is from RefSeq and is a predicted model, not a curated record.
AAAUACAUUGCUGUAGACAUGAGUUUCACAUUAGAUCAUAAUGACAUUGAUCAAACAAAUGAUGACACAGAUUCUCUAUAUAUAGUAAUUUCUGAUGAACCAUUGCACCAAUCACAACCAGCGCAGCUUCUAACAAAGGAUAAACUCACACCACCUUAUACCUUAUCAAGUUGAAAGUGUAAGAAAGAAAAGCAAGCUGAAGUAAAG